Linum trigynum is the source of this 294-nucleotide messenger RNA. The record is from the annotation of a GenBank genome assembly. NCBI's taxonomy places the organism in Eukaryota, Viridiplantae, Streptophyta, Magnoliopsida, Malpighiales, Linaceae.
AUGGGUGAAGAAGAACCCUCAUUUUCAAGACCUGGUGAUGGAGGAUGUGAAGAAGCAUUCCCGCCAGGCAAAAGUGGAGUAGGGCUGUGUGGGAAGGAGGCAGUAUCCUCGCCAGGUGAAGAAGGGGCUGGGCUGGGAGGCGAAAUGGCGCCAGAGGUGUCGGGCUCACCUAUGGGCAGUGGGGUAGAGGAAGGAGCAACUGGUUCCUCGUCCCAAAUAGGUUCAGCCAUCACAGGAGGAGGCCGAGAAGGCAUAGCCUACAGGAAUGAUAGCGAAGAAUCAGUGCUCAACUGA